Messenger RNA from Eleginops maclovinus (Patagonian blennie), 2583 nucleotides. RefSeq lists its product as uncharacterized. Lineage: Eukaryota; Metazoa; Chordata; Actinopteri; Perciformes; Eleginopidae. Gene Ontology annotation, cellular component: plasma membrane. Gene Ontology annotation, biological process: cytokine-mediated signaling pathway. The coding region runs from base 118 to 1020 and encodes 300 amino acids. The record is from RefSeq and is a predicted model, not a curated record. Gene Ontology annotation, molecular function: protein binding; cytokine receptor activity. The transcript is spliced from 7 exons.
CAUCUCCUCCUCAGUGUGUCUCUUUACUGGUUGUCUUGUCCCUAAAGGUAGUGUUGGGUCACCUACAGCACCGGACAGGCUGUGUGUUACUAUUUUUCUCUCUUGAACCCGAGGUCAAUGGAAUUAACCAUGGUGGGAUUGUUUGUUGUGGUCGCCCUGCUAAUUACUGGGUCGAAUGGGACAGUCUGCUACACUGCUGUGGAAUCACUGGACUUAAGAUGCCUCCUGCAGUGGGAUUGUCCCCAUGCCAGUCCUAAUACCACCUAUACCGUGCAGACAAAGACGCAGGGGGACCCCUGGCAGGAAGUACCAUGGUGCGUUUGGAUCUCGUCCCGCAGCUGUGACGUCUCCCCGGCUUUCUCAAACUUUGAGUUGUAUAACAUGAUCCGUUUGGGCGUCCACCUCAGCCCCAGCUCCACCGUCUGGAUGAGGCCGCUGAAGUUUGACUACAGUGACUUCACCUUUAGCCCUCCCUCUGUAUUGGUCUCUCUGAAAGACGACCAUCUUAUGGUGAAGGUGCAGUUCCCCUGUGCAGCCACCAGGAGGUGCUCUCUAGGGUGGUGCUGUCCCAUCUCUGAACUGAUCGACCCAUGGACCACUGUGACUGUGUACAACAAGCAAAAUCACUCCGAGUACCAGAGACGUACGGUUUGGACCCAGGAAGUGGUGUCCAAUGUGGAGUUCUCAGGCUUGGCUCCGGGUCAGAACUACUGCGCUGUGGCCAACUUCUCCUUCCCGACCUUCUCCAUGGCGGCUUCUCCGAAGUCAGCCCCUCAGUGUGUCGAGACGGUUUCCAAAUCAGUGCUGCUGCCCGCGGUGUGUCUGGGAAUCGGAUUGACUUCUCUGCUCCUUGUUCCUCUUCUCGCUGUGUUUCUGAAAAGACCUAAACCAGCUGCACCAGCCUCUGAAAAUCAACCCAAGACUCCGGCGCCUGUUCAGGAUCCAGACUCUAUGGUUCCCCUUUCCCCGGUCCCUGUUGACCCUUGUGACAUCCAUUUGGAAUUUGCCCCUCACACAUAGACUAUCUCUACACUGCCAAGACUUGAGAGAGGUUUGGAUGAACCCAUCUCGAUUACUUUGGGGAAAAAACGCUUGGUUGAUCCCAGGAUGCGGUAACCAGCCCUGUCAACAUAACAACAAAUGUCAGCAGAUGUGAAGGGAAGGAGAUUCUGUCUGAGAUAUGCACAGUCGAAGUCCUGUGAGACAGACUAGGAUUUCAAUUCUCCAUCGAUGCUCGUCCAACAAGGAGCAAACCUCGACACACAUGGUAUCAAAUCCCAGCCAUGUCUUCUGAAGAGACGUGGGAUUCACUUAGAGACCCAUCUGAGUGUUGUUCAGUAGCUUCAUUGGGGGUCUGAAGGGCCUGGCUGCUCCACGUCCAUUUGAAGUUUUAAAAGGAUAAGGGACCUUAUAUGCAAACUAGGUUUUGUUUACUGACUGAAAUAAUGAGAUACAAAGUGAGCAAACUGUGCUGAGAUGUCUUUCAUUGAUGGAUCCUUUUUCAUGCCGUUAUGUACUUUACAUUUAUUCAUUUCCUGACAACUUUGAAUAGUCCAUUAAUUACCAAUGAAUGAAUAUUAAAAAGGUCAUGACCCAACAUUGAAUUCCUUGCUGAAGCCUUCAGGUGACCUCUAACAUGUAAUUAUGUUUAGCUGGCGCCCGUCAUCCCCAUUUUAAUCAUGUAAGCACAUUCCUCUGGCUCUGACUGCUUGUCCGAUAUGAGUCAGACUACGAGGGUCAGAGGAUCGACUGGUGAGUGAGAGCUACCAAUGGAGCAGCAAUAGUUUAUCUGAUGCGUCCAAAAGUAGCUGUUUUCCUGUGCAUGUACCACCGAUUCAGUGAAAAAUCUGGAUGUGGUUCUUCCCCCUCUGCGUUUUUGUGCUGAGGUCCAGUGACACUCAACAGGCCGGUCCAUCAGCUUCAUAAACAAGAAGGUCUGACCCCCCACGUGCAGCCAACAGCUCCUUUUAAAGUGAUAACAGAGGGUAGCUCUUUCUGACUCACAGUUGCCUCCUCUUACCCGUGACUGACGCCUCAUUCUGCCUCCUGCAUGAAAACAAGGAACAUCUUGACAUCUCGCUUUCCUGCCUUCUGUUUUGCUGGUGUUGCAUUCUUUCCGCAACAUUGGGGAGCCUUUGGGGAGGUUUGGCCAUCCAGCAUUGUUUGUUUCCCCUUCUACUUUUUCCAGAGUCCACAGAGACCUGGGGGGUUGUCCAAAGCUCAACAUACAAGCCAGUGUGUUUGGCUUUUAUUAAUAAUAGUGCUUAUUCUGCUUGUGGAGAGAUGAUGAAUGCAUGAAGCAGGAAGCUGGCUUGUGUGAGCGUGAGCACCUGACUACACAACAGUGGAGCUGGUGUGUUGGACCUUUGUUUUUGUUCUGCUAUGUUCUCUAAUAUAUCAACAGCAUUUUUAAUCAGCUCAUGAUUAUUUUGCAUGAACUGAAAACGUUAUGCAUGUUAAAGAGGAGGUUCAUGAAUUAGGUAAAAGUGUAUCAAGGUUUUUUUAAGUGUUUACUGAAGUACUUUAAUGAAACAUUUGUUUUAAAGGCCACUUGUUGAAUCCUUUGUCGGAUAUUAGGGUGGA